AAGGGGUUGAUAUAUUUAGAUAAUAAUUAUUUUUAUUAUUACUUAUUUAUUUACUGACUGAAAUUUUGGGAAUGGGAGGGGGUUAAACAUCCAAACACCCCUCCUACCUAUGUCACUGUGUAUUAUGGCCAUCCCACUAUCAUUGUUGUUCAUGGCCAAGAGAAAGUUGAUAACCUAAAGAUGUUGACACAUAAUAUAUGUGUGAUUAUGGGUAUAGGCUGAUAUAUCUAUCAAGAAGCAGUUUUAAUACAAUUCAUCCAACUACUUUUUUUAUUUAACAACUGGGCGCUGUAAAAAAAAAAAAAAAAAUCAUAUUUUAAUUAAUUUAAAACAUGAAGAUACAGGUACUUUUGUGUUUAGCUUUAUGGUUCAUAAACUCUAUACUAGCAGCAAAAUUUGAAGCUUUUUAUCCUCGAGAAGCAUACGGAGUUAUCAAUGGAGCUUCUAGAUCAUCCCAUGGCCAUGGAUCAUUCUACAGCCAUAGAAAUCCAGCUCUUAUAGACGUAAAAAAUUCACCAGCUUAUGGAUACAGAUUUGAUGGAAAAAGACGGUUUAAUUAUGAUAAAUAAAAGAUUUACAAAUAAGUGUUUAAAACUAUUAUAAAUUUUAUUGUUUGCCAAUAAU
Messenger RNA from Sipha flava (yellow sugarcane aphid), 624 nucleotides. RefSeq lists its product as uncharacterized. Bases 333 to 569 code for a protein of 78 amino acids. NCBI's taxonomy places the organism in Eukaryota, Metazoa, Arthropoda, Insecta, Hemiptera, Aphididae. The transcript has 2 exons. The record is from RefSeq and is a predicted model, not a curated record.